Stegastes partitus (bicolor damselfish) is the source of this 418-nucleotide messenger RNA. RefSeq names its product mitochondrial ribosomal protein L53 (gene mrpl53). The transcript is spliced from 3 exons. NCBI's taxonomy places the organism in Eukaryota, Metazoa, Chordata, Actinopteri, Pomacentridae. Gene Ontology annotation, cellular component: mitochondrial large ribosomal subunit. Bases 3 to 329 code for a protein of 108 amino acids. The record is from RefSeq and is a predicted model, not a curated record.
ACAUGGCGGCGCCCACUAAAGCGGCCGUGGUGCUGAAGGCUGUGAAGAAAAUCAUCGUUCAGUUUUGUCCCUUCGAGUCCAAUGUUCGCUCAACACGGGAGUUUCUGGCCUUGGUGGCCUCGGAAAAGGCCCGAUCUACUAACUUGAACUGUGAGGUGAUAACCACGGUGAAACACGACAAAUCUGAACCUGUCGUGGACGUGACUUUUGUGGAUGGAGAGCGGCUGCUGUUGAAGGGGGCAAAGUUGAGCCGCAGUGAGAUGCUGAGCGCGUUUCAGUCCUACUGCGCAGCAAAGGACCCACUGGGAAAAGCCGGAGCGAAAAAAUGACCAUGUUCUGUAUAUCUGUGUUCAAUUUAUUUGUAUUUAUGUGUGUGUGUUAUUAGACAUGUCCAAUAAAAACCACUUUGCUGGAUACA